Messenger RNA from Laetiporus sulphureus 93-53, 252 nucleotides. RefSeq lists its product as uncharacterized. The transcript has 3 exons. The record is from RefSeq and is a predicted model, not a curated record. Bases 1 to 252 code for a protein of 83 amino acids. Lineage: Eukaryota; Fungi; Basidiomycota; Agaricomycetes; Polyporales; Laetiporaceae.
AUGAAGAUUGAGAUCGUCGUUGACCCCUCUCGUCCUGCGCCCGCGGCGUCACUUGCUGCUCGUGUGGCGCCGGCUCCUGCAGCAGCAGCACCUGCCGAGGGUGCUAGGACGGGCGGACGUCCCAAGCGCGGUCGUGGUGGACGCGGUGGUGGACGCGGCCGUAGGGCCGACAGGCCUAACAAGAGUGCGGCUGAUCUGGAUGCUGAGAUGGAGGAUUACACUGCUAGCAACGCCCCUGCAGCUGCUGCGUAG